This is a messenger RNA of Fonticula alba, 1531 nucleotides long. RefSeq names its product 2,4-dienoyl-CoA reductase (NADPH2). The transcript is spliced from 5 exons. The record is from RefSeq and is a predicted model, not a curated record. Gene Ontology annotation, molecular function: 2,4-dienoyl-CoA reductase (NADPH) activity; fatty-acyl-CoA binding. Lineage: Eukaryota; Rotosphaerida; Fonticulaceae. Gene Ontology annotation, cellular component: mitochondrion. The coding region runs from base 34 to 1314 and encodes 426 amino acids. Gene Ontology annotation, biological process: fatty acid beta-oxidation.
CCCCCCCCCCCCGCUCGCCUCCUUCCCUCGACCAUGCUUUCCCGCAUUGCCCCAAGCGCAGCUGCGCGCCUCCUCCAGUCUGCUGCCAGCACCGGCCGCCGGGCCUUCUCGACCCAGCUCUCCGGGGCCGAGCUGUUGGCCAAGUUCGAGCAGACCGUGGCUGAUCAGGCAUCGGCCAUCCUGUCCAUGGACAAUGACAAGAAGCUGCGCUUUUACUCCCUCUUCAAGCAAGCCAAGGAGGGCGAUGUGGCCACUGACCGCCCGGGCAUGUUUGAUCUCGCUGGCCGCUACAAGUGGGACGCCUGGAACUCCUUGAAGGGCACCUCCCGCGAGGAGGCCAUGCGCCUGUACAUCUCGGAGCUGACGGCCGUCGCGCCGGCUGCCGCCGCGGCCACCUCCGACUCCGGCGUCUCGGCAGUGGCCCAGGCCAGCUUCCAGCCGAAGCUGACGGCCCUGCUUCCGGCUGACUCGUACCGCGGGAAGGUGGUCUUCAUUACCGGCGGCGGUACCGGGCUCGGCAAGGGCAUGGCCACCCGCUAUUCCGAGCUCGGGGCCACGGUCUUCAUUGUCAGCCGGACGCAGGAGGUUCUCCAGGCCACGGCCGAGGAGAUCUCCGCGCAGACUGGCAACCCGGUGUACUUCGCCUCGUGCGAUGUGCGCGAUCCGGAGUCCGUGUCCAAGGCCCUGGACGCCUGCGAGCAGGCGGCCGGUCUCCCAGAUGUGAUUGUCAACAACGCUGCCGGGAACUUCAUCUCCCCCUUCGAGCGCCUCUCGCCGAAUGGCUGGAAGUCCAUCACCGACAUCGUCCUCAAUGGCACAGCCUACGUGACCCUCGAGGCCGGCAAGCGCCUUCUGAAGGCCGGCCGCUCGGCCAAUGUCCUCUGCAUCUCCACCACCUACGCCGACCUGGGGUCCGGGUUUGUGGCUCCCUCGGCCGCGGCCAAGGCCGGUGUCAACGCCCUCAUCCGGUCGCUGGCCUCGGAGUGGGGCCGCUAUGGUUUCCGCUUUGUCGGCAUUGCCCCGGGUCCGAUUGAGACCAAGGGGGCCUUCAGCCGCCUCGACCCGACCGGCAAGUUCCGCAAGCUCAUGAUCGACCGGCUGCCGACCGGCCGCUUCGGCGAGGUCCCGGAGCUGUCCAACUUCGCCACCUAUCUCACCAGCGACUAUGCCUCCUGGAUCACCGGCCAGGUGUUCAACUUUGACGGUGGCGAGACUGCCUUCAUGUCCGGCGAGUUCAACGAGCUCGUGCAGGUCACCGAGGCCGAGUGGGACUACAUGGCCAAGAUGAUCCGCAACACCAAGGGCUCCACCUAGGCGGCGGGCGCUCCUGGCUCCCCGCCGAUUGAGAUGGGGGAGGAAGGCCAACGCGCGUCCUCUGCCCUGCCCGCCACCCGUCCAAUCCCCUGAGGACAGCCCUUCCGGCCUUUGUCUCGCCCCCGAGGACGAUGGCGCCUGCGAUGGGCCGCCCUGCGUCCCCUCCCCCCAGGAGAUCAUGUCAUUUUUUCUACAAAAUACACACCCAAUGUCCGAA